GACGAGCUGGUUGGGAGAAGAGGAAAAAAAGUUUUGAGACUUUUCCGCUGCCUCUGGGAGCCGAAGGCGCGGGGACCGCAACGCGCAGCGCUGCUCCGCGAGGCAGGACUUGAGGACCCCAGACAGCAGCAGCCCCCGCCACCACCUCGGACGCUUGCUCCCUCCCUGCCGCCUACACGGCAUUCCCCAGGCGCCCCCAUUCCGGACCAGCCAUCAGGAACCGCAAACCCGAUUCCCGCGAAGACUUGACCCCAGACUUCGGGCGCACCCCCUGCACGGCCCCCCAACUCCCCAGCCUCUCUCCUGAGCCCCCGCGCAUCCGAGGACCCUUCUCCGGUAUCCGGGAUCUCUCUCAGACUUGCCUCAGCUUUCCUCUUCAAGAUCACCCAUCUCUAGUACCAGAGCUCACCCAUCUCGGUUUUUUUCCGUGGGAUACCGAGAACCCACCCAUCAGAGCCUCCCCUCCAGCUCUGCUCCGUUCUCCCUGAAGGCCUCAACUCUCCCCGCAAACAGACCCUCCUACCUUUUCCUCGGGAGACCCCCGCCCACCCCAGCCCCUGUAGGGGCGGGGCCUCCCUCUUCCCACCCCAGUCCAGCUCGCGCUCUCGGCUGUGCCGGGGGGCGCCGCCUCCCCCAUGCCGCCCUCGGGGCUGCGGCUGCUGCCGCUGCUGCUGCCGCUCCUGUGGCUACUAAUGCUGACGCCUGGCCGGCCGGUCGCCGGACUGUCCACCUGCAAGACCAUCGACAUGGAGCUGGUGAAGCGGAAGCGCAUCGAGGCCAUCCGCGGCCAGAUUCUGUCCAAGCUUCGGCUCGCCAGUCCCCCGAGCCAGGGGGACGUGCCACCCGGCCCGCUGCCCGAGGCCAUACUGGCCCUUUACAACAGUACCCGCGACCGGGUGGCCGGGGAAAGUGCCGAAACGGAGCCUGAGCCAGAGGCGGACUACUACGCCAAGGAGGUCACCCGCGUGCUAAUGGUGGAAUACGGCAACAAAAUCUAUGACAAAAUGAAGUCUAGCUCGCACAGCAUAUAUAUGUUCUUCAACACGUCUGAGCUCCGGGAAGCGGUGCCUGAACCUGUGUUGCUCUCUCGGGCAGAGCUGCGCCUGCUGAGGCUCAAGUUAAAAGUGGAGCAGCACGUGGAGCUGUACCAGAAAUAUAGCAACAAUUCCUGGCGCUACCUCAGCAACCGGCUGCUCGCCCCCAGCGACUCACCGGAGUGGCUGUCCUUUGACGUCACUGGAGUUGUGCGGCAGUGGCUGACCCACAGAGAGGAAAUAGAGGGCUUUCGCCUCAGUGCCCACUGUUCCUGUGACAGUAAGGAUAACACGCUUCAAGUGGACAUUAACGGGUUCAGUUCCGGCCGCCGGGGUGACCUCGCCACCAUUCACGGCAUGAACCGGCCCUUCCUGCUCCUCAUGGCCACCCCUCUGGAGAGGGCCCAGCACCUGCACAGCUCCCGCCACCGCCGAGCCCUGGACACCAACUACUGCUUCAGCUCCACAGAAAAGAACUGCUGUGUUCGUCAGCUCUACAUUGACUUCCGGAAGGACCUCGGCUGGAAGUGGAUUCACGAACCCAAGGGGUACCAUGCCAAUUUCUGCCUGGGGCCCUGCCCUUACAUCUGGAGCCUGGACACGCAGUACAGCAAGGUCCUGGCCCUGUACAACCAGCACAACCCGGGCGCGUCGGCGGCGCCGUGCUGCGUGCCUCAGGCGCUGGAGCCCCUGCCCAUCGUGUACUACGUGGGCCGCAAGCCCAAGGUGGAGCAGUUGUCCAACAUGAUCGUGCGCUCCUGCAAGUGCAGCUGAGGCCCCGCCCCACCCCAACAGCCCCCGCCCCAUAGGCCCCGCCCACCCGGCAGGCCCGGCCCCGCCCCCGCCCGCCUCACCAGGACUGUAUUUAAGGACACAGCACCCCGGCCCCCCCCAUCAAGCCCACCUGGGGUCCAUUAAAGGUGGCGAGAGGAUUGGGUCUCUGUGUCGUUGGGCGCCAGACGGCGUUCUCCCUUCCGACGUUCUCUCACCCCCCCACCUCCAUCUGCCUCCUCCUGUCUUCGUCCACCAUUCAUUUGCCCCUCUUCACACAAAAACUUCCUUUGCGCUUGUUAUGUUCCUCACUACUACUGAACAUUUAGAUUUAUUUAUUGUUAGGUUUCUUGACUGAGCACCUUGGACCCUAUUUUAAGUGUUUUACAUUAAUUAACUUUUGAAACCACCAUAACAAAGCUCUGAGAUAAAGAGAUUGAUAAUACCCACUUUAAGAAAACCGAAGCCGAGAGAGGUUAAGGAAUUGUUCCUGCCCACUAAGAACCUACUUUCUGGGGAGGAGACAGACAUAGUAGCAUUGUGCAAAAAUAGGAAAGCAGGAUGGGCUAGAGAUGGCUUUGGGGAGGAGGGAAGGCUUCUUGGAGGAGGUGGCAUUUGGGACUUGAAGGAAGCCAAAGUGGCAGCUUGGAGGAGGAUGGGGGAGGGUGUUCUUGGUAGGAGAACAAAAGCAAAGGCCUGGAAGUGAAGAUGAACUUGGGGUAAGCUACACAGGAAAGAGGCCAGUGCGGUUAGAAGGGAGGGGCAUAGGGAAGGGUGUUAAGAUCUGAGUCAGAAAGUAAC
Messenger RNA from Budorcas taxicolor (takin), 2606 nucleotides. RefSeq names its product transforming growth factor beta 1 (gene TGFB1). Bases 636 to 1808 code for a protein of 390 amino acids. Gene Ontology annotation, biological process: regulation of cell population proliferation; SMAD protein signal transduction; BMP signaling pathway. The transcript has 7 exons. Gene Ontology annotation, molecular function: type III transforming growth factor beta receptor binding; type II transforming growth factor beta receptor binding; cytokine activity. Gene Ontology annotation, cellular component: extracellular region. NCBI's taxonomy places the organism in Eukaryota, Metazoa, Chordata, Mammalia, Artiodactyla, Bovidae. The record is from RefSeq and is a predicted model, not a curated record.